AUGUCGGCACCGUACUGGGGUAACCUCCCCGGCCCCAACGUCUCGAAUCGCCCUCACCACCAGCAGCGCGGCUCUUCUGGCGAGCACAAUCGGGCAUCAACCCAGACCAACAACUCCGAAGCCCAUUCCGAGGCUACUAUCAGCCCUUAUGCGACGCCCAGAAAUUCCUAUCAGGGUUCUGGACUGGGUCCUAGACCUGUCUCCCAGGGCAUCUACACCCCUGACAUCUUAGAAAAGCGGCGCCGACGUGCCAGCAAGAACAGGGAGGAGGAGGGUGCCUACGUGGUCUCGGGUGCAUUGCCUGCGGCCCCUGAUGCGCCCGAGGCCUCCCCGGAUCCCCAGGCCGACCUCCCGAGCCCAGGCGUCUUGAACCCUGACUUCUACAAACCCCUCAACGCCGUCGACCGAACGAAACGCGCUAGUCAGACGUCCAACCGCCGGGCGAGCAGUGGCAGCACCGCCGCGGCAAGAAAUGGCAGUACAAGGGAGGCUGUGAAUGGUCAUCGGAAAUCUUCCCUGGGGAGUGAGGUGGAUCGUCGUUUGUUCGCAGAUAUGCGCUCUCCUCUGCAGAGACUUGAGCUGACGCUCGACAGCAUCACGAAGGAGGAGAGGCGCGCGCGGGUCGAGGCCGCUGAGCGCAAUGCACGAGACCGGGCCCAGUCGCGGGGCAGCAUUGAUAAAGACGGCAGCCAGACGCCGACCGUACGGUUCAAGGACCAGGACACAGAGUCCGAGUCGGAAUCCCCUCGAGUCCAAACCCACCCUGAGCCCACACAUGGUCAAGUGCCUCACGAGAAGAAGAGCCCCAACCCCAAAGCAUUUGACGACAUUGACGCACAGGAAAACGACCCCGUGCAGCGGAACCUGAGCUUUCGCGAGCGGGCGGCAAGGAAUGACAUCAGAUUGCCAAACAGUGAACCUGAAAUCGAGUCUCUGGCGACACUACCUCCGACUACCCCAACGGGCGGUGGCUUCUCACUGACCCGACAAGGAAGCAACAAGCUGAAGAAAGGCCCGCCUGGAGAGCCUUCCCAGGCCGUGUCGGGUCAGUCCCGGGGAGCACCUCGAUCUUUUUCGCUGGCCCAGAGCCCCGGAUCCGCGGCUGUUCCCGCACCGGUGGGUCCGCCGAACAAACCCGCCGGCGGGUCCACGCGAAACAAGGCCCCGCCGCCUCUCAACACGGCUGUUAUGCCAGACCUUGAAGACGACGAUGAUGAUGAUGACGUUGAUGAUGAUGACGACGACGAAGAUGACUUGGACUCGCCUAUCGCGACUGGGAAUUCUCCUGGCCAGGGGCUGUAUAACCCGCCCAAGUACCUGAACGAGUGGAAGAAGGGUACUGUGGGAACGCUUUCCGGGACGCUGCUUGAGCUCUCGGAUGAAGUGACACCUACUUUGGAUAAGGGACAAACUUGGUGGGAGACGCCGCCAUCACAGCGGCGAGGCAGCAUCUCUUCACGGCCACGCAAGGCGGAGGCCUUUGACGGGGAGUAUGACGAAAAUAACGCUCCUACAAGGUUUAAGCCACAAUUGUAUCUGAAGUGCGGUCCUCUGCUCAGAUAUUGCGGCAUGCGAACUGAGCGCAUCACCGGUCGGUCAGCCCGGCAUGGGCCAGCUAUCGAGCGGGAGUUCUGGAGGGGUACCGUGAUGAUCGUGACAACUGAUCAGGAGUCGUCUUACGAUAUUGCUCCAACCUUGAGGCUUUUCGCACAGCCAAUCGAGAACCUGCCGCCUCCCCCAGCAGAAGUUCACGGAGAGGUCCCGCCAGAGUAUGUGGACCCCGUCGCAGGGCUUCCUAAGCUGGGUCGCAGAGGCGAAACGCUGUACGUCCGGCCAGUCGACCACCUUGAUGAGGGCAGAGAUCUCUCGCGAGACCUCAGUGAUAAGGGCCUGUUUGAGAGGACACGCAGCCCUCCUGAUAUCGACCUCCCAGAAGGAUCGACCGAUGCGCCAGGGUCUUUCUCAGAUCGCAAGAAGAAAGCACCUCUCGACGGAGAGAGGACGGGUAAGUACAAGGACAUCCGAGGAUACCGCCUGCAUGCCGAGCGAGGCUACACGUUCUGGCGUUUCAGCAUCGAGGUCGAACUGCGCGACAAGGAGCAGCGCAUCGCCUACCGCAUCAACCGCGGGCCUGCAACUGGCUUCUGGGUCCCCGCCAAAGGCCAAUCAAUGAACAUCAUGCUCCAUAGCUGCAAUGGCUUCAGCUUGUCCGUGAACCCCGACGAGAUGAGCGGCCCGGACCCUCUAUGGCGCGAUGUCCUGAACAACCACCAGAGCCGGCCUUUCCAUGUCAUGUUGGGUAACGGCGAUCAGCUCUAUUGUGAUGCCGUGAUGCGAGAGACGAGACACUUCCAGGACUGGCUCAUGAUGCGGAAUCCGUUACACAAGCAACACGCGCCGUUCUCGCCCGAGAUGCAGGACGAGCUGGAGCAUUUCUACCUGGAGCGCUACUGCAUGUGGUUCUCACAAGGUCUCUUUGGUCUCGCCAACUCGCAGAUUCCCAUGGUGAAUAUCUACGACGAUCACGACAUCAUAGAUGGCUUUGGCAGCUAUCCGCACCAUUUCAUGUCGUCGCCUGUCUUCUCGGGCCUUGGCAACGUCGCCUUCAAGUACUACAUGCUGUUCCAGCACCAAAGCAUCGCGGAUGAGACCGAAGAGACGGAGCCAAGCUGGGCUCUGGGGUUGGAGCCCGGCCCGUACAUCCACGAGCAGAGCCGCAGCUUGUUCAUGUUCCUCGGCUCCAAGAUUGCGCUGUUGGCUGUCGACGCGCGGACGGAGAGGACACGUGACCAGGUUAUCAAGGAAGACACGUGGGACAAGCUGAUUGACCGCUGCUACAACGAGAUCGUCAAGGGCAAGACAGAGCACCUUCUCGUCAUGUUGGGGGUUCCGAUUGCAUACCCUCGGCUGGUGUGGUUAGAAAACAUCUUGACGUCUCGACUGCUUGAUCCCGUCAAGGCUCUUGGCAAGGCUGGGAUGUUCGGCAAUGUGUUCAACAAGUUUGACGGCGGUGUCGAGGUCUUGGACGACCUCGACGACCACUGGACCGCGAAGAACCACAAGAACGAGCGCAAAAUCGUUCUCGAGGAUUUACAGGAUCUUGCGGCAGACAGGUCGGUUCGUGUCACUAUUCUCAGCGGCGACGUCCACCUGGCCGCGAUUGGCCAAUUCUACUCGAACCCGAAACUCGACCUGCCCAAGCAUAAAGACUUCCGCUACAUGCCCAACGUCAUCUCAUCUGCAAUUGUCAACAUACCCCCGCCAGAUCUCAUGGCCGAUGUGCUGAAUAAGCGCAACAAGGUGCAUCAUCUUGACAAGGACACUGACGAGGACAUGAUUCCCAUAUUUGGGCAUGGAGUCGAGGGCAAGCCGAGAAACAACAAGCACCUCCUACCUCAUCGGAACUGGUGCUCCAUCCGCGAGUACACACCAGGGCAGACACCUCCUUCGACGCCGCCUGAUUCUCUUUAUGAGGAACAGGCUGCUGCCGCCACCUCUCCUGGGGCGCAGGAUGGAGGCGGCGGAGGAGGAGGCUUUAUUCACAGAGGGAUCUCACGUCGCCUGUCUAAACGAAACCGCGGCCCGGCCCACCGUGCUGAUGUGCUCGACUCGCGACCUCCCAACUCCUCUAAAGCCCCCGGUGGCCUGUUCCGGACACUCUCGUCCCGUGGGAGACGCUCGGACAGCGACGUGCCUGCAGGAGAGAAGCGGCCCGGUACAGGCAGACGUACGCUAUCCCUCACGCGCGGCGACUUUAGCCUGUUCCGCCGCGGAAAUAAGUCUCGCGAAAAGUCCAAGCCCGAUGACGGCGGCAUCAACGGAUCGUGGGGAGAGGAUAGCGACCCCGAGGAUGGUCGCUAUGAGCACUCGUCGGAUCGAAGUGGCGGCGGCGGCGGUUUCUUGGGCGCCAUUGGACUUAGAGGUGGCGGCGGUUCCUACGAGGAGUUCUCCGAAGGUGAUGACUCGUACUUCACCGCGCACGCGCCGGCCAACAACAAGGCGUCUGCUUCUAGGCCGGGCCCCACGCAGCAGCAGCAGCAGCAGCAGCAGCAGCAACAACAACAACAGCAGCAGCAGCAGCAGCAGCAGGCUGGGGAGGCCAGCUUCCGCCCCAAGCCCGUUCUCCGCACACCGACUUCCGCAAGCAUGAAGCAGGGACGCGGUCUGAGGAGGGUGAACACACAUGAGGUGAACAUCCAAGGCGGCCUGGACAUCUGCUUGAAUGUCGAGGUCAGCGCCAAGGAUCCUGCCGGCAUCACGGUCCCGUAUCGGCUCCUCGUGCCCAAGCUGUGGUAUGAUGCUGCGGAAGGGCAGGAUGUGGAGAUGCCGGCGCGGAAUGUAAGUGGUGUCAAGAGAUUAUUGAGUCUGAACCGGGGCAAGAGUCAGGCGGCCGAGAGGCAGCAGGGUUACUACGAGCAGGGCCAGGCUCUCGGCCAGAGGCCGCCUGUGAUGGCGCCGGGGGCGAAUGAGCCGGGUGUAGCAAGGGAAAUUGACCCUGCACCCGGAACGGCCUUCUAAAAAGUGGCGUGGGAUGUAGGGGAGAAGUGGGCUAAUGAGGUGCUUGGAAUCUUUUCCCUUCCCUCUAUGGACGUUCAUUCGUAAGCGGGCGAUGCACAUAUCUGAUGACGGGAGAUGGCAAGCAAGUAGCAUCAUGGCAACGUGGUAAUGACUUUCAUGCUUUUUUUAUCUUUGUUUUUUUGACGCCCCUAGGGCAGACGAGAAAUACGAACAAAAAGGAGGGGACAGAAUCAUGUUUACGACGACGGUAUGAUUAUGAUGCAUUAAUAGCCACGGAUAACCACGACGACAACAAAUAUUGGGGGAGGGGCUUGCAUAAUAUACUUUUCUCGCC
This is a messenger RNA of Cryphonectria parasitica EP155, 4852 nucleotides long. RefSeq lists its product as uncharacterized. The transcript is spliced from 11 exons. Gene Ontology annotation, cellular component: membrane. Lineage: Eukaryota; Fungi; Ascomycota; Sordariomycetes; Diaporthales; Cryphonectriaceae. The record is from RefSeq and is a predicted model, not a curated record. Bases 1 to 4518 code for a protein of 1505 amino acids.